GCAGCGUCGACGUUUGGUCGUCGCUUUGACGUCGUCGAGUCGAGUCGAGUCGGGUCAAGGCGUGUUUCGCGUUUCGUUUUGCACACGUAAGACCGACAACAGUUUACCGUUGCCGGGCGUGAAGUGAUUUGUUCGCGUGCAACGAGGCCGCUAUCACGAUCGUCGGUGUCCCAUGUACGAAAACGGUAACGCGUAUACGGAUUGUGCCGUGUCGUGAAGAGGUAUAACAGUGGGGUGGAGCGGCGCCGUCGUUGCGGCCGAACACGGCUCUUCGAGACUACAAGAGGUCGCAAGGCGACGCGCGCCGUCCCGACGUCGCUGAUAACGCCGGAUCUCGAUAGCCCAGUGCCCUAGACUUGUCCCAGGAUCGUAUCAAAAUCACCCUAAAAAAUGUAAUCCUCCGAGUGUCUUAACGAACAUUCAUUAUGUUGCUUCGUACUAUAAACUUUCGAGUGACUUGAUCAAAUAGUCCUUUUUUUGAUUAACCCUUAUCCUAGCCACCUAAUUUAGAUAACCCAUUAAAUUCGUUCCUAAGAAAUUUGGAAUAUUUUGAAAAAACAAUUUCAAGUAAUUAUAAUAAUAAGAUCGUUCAGAUGUAUAAGAUCGUUUAGAUAAAGGGUUAAGGAAAAAUCGAGGGUCCCCAAGCGUAGGGGUUCCUCUCGUGGAAGCUGCCAGCUGGUCCGUGCAUGCGUCCGGCACUGUCGGUCGGUGGUGACGAAGGGGCUGAUGUCAGUGCGGCCACUCGGCGCCCGUUUCGUGGCUCGGAUGCGCGAACGCGACACCCGCAUCGUCCUCGUCCCGCGAGUGAAGCUCCCGGCUGAGCCAGAGGCGGCAGUAGCAACGGCCGAUGACGGUGAUGGUCAGCCGCGAAACAGUGGUGAUUGCUGCUGACUGGUGCACGAUCCUAGGCAAUCUGUGUGUCGCGUACGGUGCUUUGCCAGUCGCUAGGUUGGCUCUGGGGGUGCAGCUUGGGGAAUAAUGCGCGUUAGGCAGGUUACACGGCUCAGAGGACGACAGGACGACACGAAGGACCCGAGCAGCCAGACGCAGCUGCACCUGCAGCUACGCAAUUAUGUACGCGUACGGUUUCGAGAUCACGUAGUGGCUGCCGUGUAAUUAUGUUGUCAUCGACGCGCGGCGCGCCCUGUGGAGCUUCACGGUGAAAAUCUGGCGUGAGCGGUGCCGCGGUGGAACGGGGAACAUGGCGUCGGGCUCGGCCGAGACUCUAUCCAGCCAUGGGCACAGCUUCAGCAAGAAAUCGUUUCACAAGCCGACGUACUGCCAUAGCUGCACUGACAUGCUGUGGGGCCUUAUACAGCUGGGGAACAUCUGCGAAGUUUGCAACUUCGUGGUGCAUGACCGCUGUCUUAAGACCGUCGUGUCUCCCUGCUCCAGCAUCGCGGCAAGCCUCAUUAAGAACCCGGUUGCACACUGUUGGUCCGAACCGGUAACUCGUAGAAGGAAAUUCUGCAAUGUCUGUCGUAAACGGCUUGAUGAUAAUCCAUCCGUACAUUGUGAAAUAUGCAGGUACUUCGUGCACACGGAUUGCCAGAACUUUGCCGUGCCAGAUUGCAAGGAGAACGCCACGUAUUUACCUGGAAAGGACUUGGCACAGGUAAAACACACCCAUCACUGGCGAGAAGGCAAUCUUCCCAGCAGUUCGAAAUGCGCUGUCUGCAAGAAAAACUGUUUCACUGCCGAGUGCCUUUCCGGGUUUCGUUGCGAGUGGUGCGGCAUGACGUUGCACUCUUACUGUCACAAAAAUAUCCCGCAAGAAUGCACGUUUGGGAUUUUGGAACCGAUCUACCUGCCACCGCAUGCAAUCAGUAUUCCACGUACAGAGGUUCCCAUGGAGGCCAUCAUCGGAGUGCAAGUACGUCGAAAAGAAGUUCUGGCGCGUGAGUAUUCCUGCCAUAACAUCGGAGAGCAAUUCGAUUUCGCUGAGAGUGAACAAAUUGGGGCUGCAGGCCGCCUAGCCGAAGCUUUGAGGCGCCUUUCACUAGUUUUGCCACGUAGCUGCCAUGGAAAUUGUCAUGCUUCCCCUCCUUAUGUUCGAGCACGAAGCAUAUCGGAAGAGUUCAGCAGCGGGGACGCAAGGUAUCGUGAUAACGGUGAACCAGGAUCAGGUGUUGCCUGUAGUCGCGAUCCACGUUCUCGAAAGGAGAAAGAAGAUAAAGAAAGAGGUGACGAAGAGAUGAUCAAGGUAUACGACGGCAACAAUUCCCUUAGACGACGAAUAUUUCGCGUGAUCACGGUGUCACGGCAAGCAACCACCGAACAGGUCCUCACGUCAGCGCUUCGUGCAUUUCACAUUACGAAAGAUCCUAGCAACUUUUACCUCACCGACCUGUAUGCUACGGAUGAAACCGAAUUAUGCGAUCCAACUCCGGUUCUAAACUUGAAUUCCAAAGAGGGCAAAUGUCCGGCUGUCUUCUUACGAUUCAAGGAUAGCGAAAACGGAGAAGUACGUGUCUACCCAGGCAAACUACAGGUAUCUGAACCAUUCUGUAUAGUACCUGUCACAGAAACGACAACCGUCGCAGAUUUAAUCGAGGAAGCGCUUCAGAGAUUCGGUUUACAAAAUUUCAAAUCAGAGGACUACAGAUGCAGCGAGAUCCUUUUGGAUCGUGAUGUCACCGAAAGGGUAUUAUCUCGCGAUGAAAAGCCAUGGGAAAUCGUGAAACAGCUAGGCAAAGAUUCUAUCAGACAAAUGGAAUUGAUGCGAUUCUACCUGCAGCUGAAACAAGAUCCCCAUGGACCUAAUUUAGCUUUAUUCGUGGGUAAUCUGCCGCCAAAUCUCUCUGAAAGAAGUUAUGAAAAUAUGUUGACCGACUUCUUAGGCAAAGAGAACAAAUUCUCCUCUAUUGGUCCGAUAUAUUACGAAUACGGCUCGAUGGUGAUUAUUUAUGAAGAUUCCAACAAAGCAGUCAGAGCAUUGUACACCUUGCGAGAAUCAAAAUACGAGGACAAACACCUUUUAGUUAUGCUGUUACCGAGUAUCGAACCAAGUAUGGUACCAUCUGGCGUGCAACCAUUACUUGUCUUCGUGAACGUAAAAUCUGGUGGUUGCCAGGGUUUGCAGUUGAUCUCCAGCUUUCGUAAACUGUUGAACCCUUAUCAGGUGUUUGAUCUCGACAAUGGAGGUCCACUUCCCGGACUGUACGUUUUCCGUCACAUCAAGGACUACAAAAUCUUAGUAUGCGGUGGAGAUGGAACGGUCGGAUGGGUACUGCAAUGUUUGGACAACGUAGGUCAGGACAGCGAGUGUUCCUCACCUGCUUGCGCCAUCGUACCCUUGGGUACCGGAAACGACCUGGCACGUGUACUCUGCUGGGGCGCCGGUUACACAGGCGACGAAGAUCCUUUGAAUUUACUCCGUGACGUUAUCGAUGCGGAGAAAUCUUUGCUGGACAGAUGGACGGUAGUUUUCCAUCCCGAAGAGAAGGAGGACAAACAGACGGCUACCAAUGCAGGAGGAGCAAGCUCCACCAGCGAGGAUAAUACGCAGAUAUUCGUGAUGAAUAAUUAUUUCGGUAUCGGUCUGGACGCUGACUUGUGCUUGGACUUUCACAAUGCCAGAGAAGAGAACCCGAAUAAAUUUCGAAGCAGAUUACGCAAUAAAAGUGUCUACGUCUCGAUAGGUUUGCGGAAGAUGGUGAAACGGACACUGUGCAAAGAUCUGCAUAAAGAAAUCCGAUUGGAGGUGGACGGAAGGCUUGUCGAAUUACCUCAAGUCGAGGGAAUAAUUAUCAUGAAUAUUUUGAGUUGGGGCUCCGGGGCAAAUCCUUGGGGACCAGAUACCAGCGAGGAUCAGUUUUAUACACCGAACCAUGGGGAUGGAAUCCUAGAGGUGGUUGGUGUCACAGGUGUGAUGCAUCUGGGGCAAAUUCAAUCUGGUCUUCGUACAGGGAUGAGGAUAGCCCAGGGAGGUCAUAUAAAAAUCCAUUUGCACUCUGAUAUACCAGUACAAGUAGACGGAGAACCGUGGAUCCAGAGUCCAGGAGAUAUUGUUGUAUUAAAGUCAGCAUUGAAGGCCACGAUGCUGAAGAAGACCAAGGGUAAAAUUAAACGGCGUAACACAGAGUCCAGCAUGCAGCUGGCACUUCAGGCCGCUCCCUCGAAUUACCCGGAACCUGAAGUCUUCUGAGUGACCGAUCGUUCUCCCCCGUGCAAACGGAACGAGGAUGUCGCGUCACGAAUCAUACCGUCACGUACAAUUAACACGCGAAAGCGACACAGCUCUAGUACAACACGAAAUCGGCCUCGAAAUUCGUCUGUCUGACCACGGUCGCACGUUGUACGAACAUGAAACUCAAUGCACAAAACAGAAAUACAAUAAAAUAAAAAGAAAAUAAAAAAUACAAUUACACCCGGUCUGAUCACACGAAAAACGCAAGGGAAACUCCUCCAGGAAAAGCCAGGAUGAACAAACGAUACCUACCGAAGAAGAUGAAAGAGAAGUAGAAGAAGAAGAAGAAGAAGAAGAAAACAAACGCUCGUCUAAGGACACUUCAUUAUGAACUCAAUUAAUCUUUAAUGUCCCCUUCCGAGUUGCUAGGAAAACUAGAUCUCAUUUUUAAAUGUUAAUGAUCAUUAUAUAGCAUUGUACGUAGCUUCGAUCGAUAUUUUUUUAGUAAAAGAUAAAGAGAAAAAGAAAGGUGACGAUAAAAAGAGAACGAACGAACGAACGAACGAGUGUGUACGCGUGUGUGAGUGCGUGAAUGUGAACGAGCAAAUGAUAGCAACUACGAGAUAACGUUUUACCAAGGAAAGCAGUAUUGAAUGAAAAUUUUUCUCCUGUUUAUUCGCUUGACAUACCUGCGCGUUUACGUUGGUAUAGUUGAUUAUUUAGUCCCGGACAAGCGACGAUGGUGGACCGUAACUGUACAUGACUUUUUUCGUAUCGGUAUUGUACCGAUUCACCGGUGAGAUAUCACGGUACGAAUGCCCCCGUUAUCAAGAGUAUCGAGUACAUAAAAUUGUUAUUAAUAUAUAUAUUUAUAUAUAUACAUAUAUAUAAAUAUAUAAAAUAUUUAUGAUUGAAUAUUAAUAUAUUUACAAAUAAAACAAAGAAGAGUAAUGUAUUAGUAUUACGAUCUUAAGUUGUGAUAACUGUUGUGCGUCUGACUGCUGGGCAGUCUGGAAUUUAUAAGAGAAAACAAAUACCAGUGGCAGUCAGUCAUUUCAUAGGAUACGUGAAAAUAAAACGAACUAGAAGAAAUAAAAAACAUACAAAAAAAAAGGAAGAAAGAAACGAUGAAGAUCAGAGAACGAAUAAACGUAACAAAUAUUUGCCAAUUCGUCUGGAUCCAGAUGGAUGAAGAGGAAAUGUUAGGGACGACUUGGCAAACGUUCUCCGCUCGGUUCUAUCGAAGUUCUUCUUCUUCCACGAAGGAAACACAAUUAUUUGCCUGAGCCAAACGGUCGGCAACACAUUCCACUGUAACGUGGUCGAGAGAUAGAUGGACGCAUGUACAUUUCUAAACAAUGCCAAAGGAACUUCUAACGUGCUAACACUUUCACGCUGUUUGGACACCACUCGUGGGCCGAUUUGGAUAUUUUCUUUUUUUUUUUUUUUUUAAUGGGUGAUAGAAUCGAAGAGAGGAGGAUCGGCUACAUGGGAUCGUGGAUCGUGUUCAUAUUGGACCCUUCGUUGGCAUCGUUCGGUUAAGAGACAAUUUCGGUGCCAAACAGUUGUACAUAAUACUGUAAAUGUAGGCGUAAAACCAAAAAGAAAACACACACAGAUAUGAUGGAAAGAAUUUAUUCGUGGCGACAGAGAACGAGCCGCUGGUUUCGUUGCAUGCCGGACAUUGAGCAGAAAUAAUCAUGUCCUCCCUGAAGGCAACACGAAUUUGAUUCACGGGAAAAACGUGUCGCGUCGCGUUGCGUUUCGAUCAUCGAGGAACAUUGAUGAUGCCUUUCACGCGGGAACUCUAACACGGAAGCGCGUUCCCAGAGGAAGUCGAAGAAUGCGCGCGCAUCGCCUCCUUUCGUUCGCUUUGCAACAGAGACGCUUGUAGAAACACUACGCUACACCUGCAUCCACUUUUUAAAUAAUUGCUAGAUUUAUUUUUCGAGGGUGUCUCUCCCUGAUGCCAAGGUUCAUUUCUUAUCGAGAGACUGUCAUUUCCGGAUGGUUGAUCGGUCUCUCUCGUUAAAGAAGGUCACAACCUGCCAAUGAUGCAUGGGCUCAGUCGUUCGUGCUCGACAUCCGGUUUCAGAGCGUGGACGAUGCAUCGGCGGCAGAUUGAAAUCGCGAGUUCGUUUUUCAAUUUGAUUAAAUGGAAAUAUAUCUUUAGCAUGUCUAUCGUAAGAAUGAAUUCGAAUUAUACAGGAUAUUUCGUGACAUGUGGAGCAGAUUUUAAAACAUUGAUAAGGAUUAAUUUCUACGUAUCGAAAGAAGAAAUUUGGUUUUUAUCAUUUUCAUAGUUUAAUCUGUUAAUUAAGGAAGAUAUCUUAUGUAUUAAGUAAAAGGAUUCAUGAAUAAUCAGUCAUAACAUAUUUCGGUUAUCGCAUUUACGUGAAUUUCUUUAUCUAGCAGAUAAAAAUUAAUGAAUCAUUGAUUGAUGAGUUAAACUGCCAGCUGCACGAUAUAAAUAAAUUCUGAAGAUACCAAGAAUCUAUCAAACAGUAUAAUAAGAAAAUUAGUAAAAUCAGCUACCAUUGAAAAUAAUAAUUCAGAAACAAUAUUAAAUAUAAAGAAAUCUAAAAAUAUCACAAUUUGUGAAACAGCCUGUAUAAAUAAGAAUAGAGAUACAUAUUCGACGUGAAUAGAAUUAAUUUUUCCUUAUCAGCGAACUCGACGAACACCUUCUCCUAGGUUUCAUAUUUAUUUAUUUAUUUAUUUAUUGUAUUUGUAGACGGACUUCCUGCGAACGCGUCUCCGUAUUAUUUUCUAUCAAUUAAGAGCGAGAGAGGAUGGUAAAAGUAUACAUGGGAUCAGAUGUGACACGUUUUAGGGACGAUCUUUCGUUUCUCGUACCGUAGAACGAUGUACUGUGCGAAGAACAAAUUCGUUGUUAAUUAAUAUCGAUGUAUCACGCGUAAAAAGAAGUGGUACAAAAUCGUGCGAACGAAUUGUUGCCGAGUUUACGCGAAUAAUUUACGUUUUACCCUAAUUGUGGAUAGUUUCGACGUGCGCAACAAACGUUAUUGUAUAUCCGCGAAAGGGCGAGGUUUUUGUUUCAAUCAUGUCUUGGCGUGUAUUACGGAAAGUGUGGAAUAUUACAUAAAUUAAUGUACACAUUA
This is a messenger RNA of Osmia bicornis bicornis, 7251 nucleotides long. RefSeq names its product diacylglycerol kinase theta. The transcript is spliced from 18 exons. Gene Ontology annotation, molecular function: RNA binding; ATP-dependent diacylglycerol kinase activity. The record is from RefSeq and is a predicted model, not a curated record. Gene Ontology annotation, biological process: diacylglycerol metabolic process; lipid phosphorylation; intracellular signal transduction. NCBI's taxonomy places the organism in Eukaryota, Metazoa, Arthropoda, Insecta, Hymenoptera, Megachilidae. The coding region runs from base 1202 to 4147 and encodes 981 amino acids.